Bombyx mori (domestic silkworm) is the source of this 1191-nucleotide messenger RNA. RefSeq lists its product as uncharacterized. Gene Ontology annotation, molecular function: protein kinase binding. The transcript has a single exon. The coding region runs from base 147 to 977 and encodes 276 amino acids. Gene Ontology annotation, biological process: positive regulation of autophagy of mitochondrion. Lineage: Eukaryota; Metazoa; Arthropoda; Insecta; Lepidoptera; Bombycidae. The record is from RefSeq and is a predicted model, not a curated record.
CAUAAGCAUUACUAGCAAAAAAAUACUGUCAUUGUCAUUAAGAACGAUAUUUCCAUUUCACAAUUCCCUUUGGAAAUUAAACAACAACUUUCAAUAGCCACUAACGACAAAAGGUUACAACAACAACAAAAGGUGAAGCCAAAACAAUGGAGGACGGCCACAAAGGUAUUAGAAAUGGGGACACAUCGACCGAUCUGCAGCAAGCAUUAAGCGCAUUGAUUGAAAAUUUGAUGAAACCAGAAUGUUUGAAGAGGGAACUGAUAUUCGCAUUGCUUUUAACCGUAAUGGAGGAAGACGAGUUUGUGCUCUUAAAAGAUACGGGCGAAACUGCAGAUAAAUAUGAGUAUUUAUUGAAUAAAAAACCGGCGACCUACGAGGCGACAUUAAUGUUGAGAAAUUACAGAAAUUUACCACUCAAACUAAUCGGAUGCGAUUUGAACGAUAUAUUUUUGAUUGUCGCAACAAUACCUCGGUUAUAUGAAAAAUCGUAUUCCGUUUGUUUUAAUAUCAAUGAACACAUAAAAACAGGGAAAUACGGUUUGAUCAACGACUUUGAGAAUUUAGACGCAAUGUUUUUGAAUUUCAAAGAGAAAAUUGUCAUUCCCAUGAAAAGUACGAUUCUUAAUUAUCACAGCUUCCCAAGCGGAAACCUUACAGGCCUUCCUGAUGACGUAUUCCAUCAGAUAAUACUUCUCCUUCCCGUUAAAGACGUUUUGAAUCUAUCGGAAUCGUGUAAAAGAAUUCAUGGACUCGUAAAAGAGGAUAGAAUUUGGGCCAGACUUUAUACUAGAGAUUUUCCUGAUAAAAAUAAAUGCGAUGCAGAGGAUUGGCGUGAUGCGUACAAGGACGUGUACGCUCCUAAACAAGUUGGAAGGGUUCAACUCGACAAGAAUGUGCUCCGGGAAAGUUUCCAAGAAUUCGGUGGUUUACCGGAUCCCCUGAGAGUUUUCGACUCGAGGAUGGAGCUACUCCUGUGAAUUUGAACGUUUUAAUAUUUUCAUACCGAAUGUAUGCAUAAUUUUGGGCACGUACAUACCUACUAGGGAAUUUGUUGACGCUUAAGAGAAAGUUGCUUAGAAAAAGCAGUUUUGUUAGGUUCCUUUGAUUUAGAAGAGAUAGAAAUAAGGCUUUACUUAUUUUCGCCACUUAACAAUGCCCAUAAAUUCCAAGAAAUAAAUUCGUUUGCCCUGA